Molecule: messenger RNA, 1420 nt
Organism: Amphibalanus amphitrite
Lineage: Eukaryota; Metazoa; Arthropoda; Thecostraca; Balanomorpha; Balanidae
Product: splicing factor 3A subunit 2-like
Exons: 5
Coding region: 77-1156 (359 amino acids)
Biological process (GO): spliceosomal complex assembly
Cellular component (GO): U2 snRNP; U2-type prespliceosome; catalytic step 2 spliceosome
Molecular function (GO): nucleic acid binding; zinc ion binding
Source: RefSeq, a predicted model, not a curated record
GUUUCUGCCGCUUCUGUGUGCCGCAGGGAGUUGAAAAACGUUUUAUAAGGUGUGAUAACACCACCAGCCCGCCGCCAUGGACUUCCAGCACCGCGCUGGAGGCAAGACGGGCGGAGGAGGUCAGGCCUCGUGGUCCGAGUCGAACCGCGACCGGCGCGAGCGCCUCCGUCAGCUGGCCUUGGAGACCAUCGACCUGCAGAAGGACCCCUACUUUAUGCGUAAUCACCUGGGAUCGUACGAGUGCAAACUGUGUCUCACGCUGCACAACAAUGAGGGCUCGUACCUGGCUCACACUCAGGGCAAGAAGCACCAGGCCAACCUGGCCCGCCGUGCUGCCAAGGAGGCCCGGGAGGCCCCGCAGCAGCCGGCGCCAGAGAAGGCUCGGGUGGACAUCAAGAAGUUCGUCAAGAUCGGACGUCCCGGUUACCGUGUGAACAAACAGAGGGCGCCGGAGAGCGGCCAGCAGAGUCUGCUCUUCCAGGUCGACUACCCAGAAAUCGCCGAUGGCGUGGUGCCGCGCCACCGUUUCAUGUCGGCCUACGAGCAGAAGAUCGAGCCGCCCGACCGCAAGUGGCAGUACCUGCUGUUUGCCGCAGAGCCCUACGAGACCAUCGCGUUCAAGGUGCCCAGUCGGGAGGUAGAGAAGUCGGAGGAGAAGUUCUGGACGCUCUGGAACAAGGACACCAAGCAGUUCUUCCUGCAGUUCGCCUACAAGCUGGAGCCGAAGCCGGUGCGGCCGCCCGGCCCGCCGCCGACCAUCCCGCCGCCGCCGCGGCCGAACCUGGUGCCGCCGCCGCCGCCCAGGCCGCCCAUGAUGCCGCCCCGGCCGCCGCCGCCGCCGGGUAUCGGCGGCCCGAUGCCGCGGCCGCCCGGGCCGCCGCCCAUGAUCCCGCCGCCGGGACCGCCGCCGCCGCACGGCCCGCCCGCGCCGCCUGGCACCCUCCGUCCUCCGGGGCCGCCGCCACCGCCAGGUGUACCGACCAGUCGACCGCCGGCGCCGCCCGGCCUGCCCAUGGGCCGCCCGCCCGCACCGCCCGGGGUUCCGCCGCCGCCGGCACCGCCCGGCCUGCCGCCCAUACCGCCCCCGCCCGGUGUACCGCCGCCGCCCAAACUGACCGAGCCUGGCCUGCCGCCGCCGCCGCCCAAAAUCUCGUAGGGGGUCUUGGUAGACUGGGGAGGGAGACCUCAGGAGGCAACACUCGACAGUGUGCAGAUGACUCCGGGUGGAAACAGUAAAGCUCUGGGUUACCACGAGGAUAUCUCGCAACACAUUUCGUGGAUAGUAGAAAACACAUUUUUUUCUGUAGCGUGUCUGACCUGUGAACAUCUGAAAUGUUCAUCGCAACCAUCUUUUAUGCUACAUCCAUUUUCUGUUUACGAUAAUUUGGUUUUCCGUAUCACCAAUACACAUCAGAUGAUA